Messenger RNA from Aaosphaeria arxii CBS 175.79, 2526 nucleotides. RefSeq names its product nucleoside transporter. The coding region runs from base 397 to 2142 and encodes 581 amino acids. Gene Ontology annotation, biological process: transmembrane transport. Lineage: Eukaryota; Fungi; Ascomycota; Dothideomycetes; Pleosporales. Gene Ontology annotation, cellular component: plasma membrane. The record is from RefSeq and is a predicted model, not a curated record. Gene Ontology annotation, molecular function: purine nucleobase transmembrane transporter activity. The transcript is spliced from 6 exons.
GCCAUAUGGCCCAUGGCACACUUUCGCUACAGCUGGCUAGAAGCUCCGCUCUUGGUAGGGCGAUCUUAUUUUUUGGAUUUGUUUCGCUGAGAUUGGACAAAGGCCAAACGGCGAGGACGGCGCGCGACCAGCCACUAGGGCCUGUCCGAGCAAACCCUUAUCUGUUGGUGCGGGAUGCACCUGAUACACUCGUCCACCACGAUGACUUGACGAUCCAACUUCGAUCCAUUUAAAUGAUCCUCCCCUCUGCUCUUCUGUUAGCCCUCAGCUAGCUAACGUGACAACUUCGCACGCGACCUCUGACGUCUCAAGGCCGGUUGCCUUUUGCGACGUCCCGUCAAUCGAGCCCUUCCUCACAGGCGACGCGCCUCGAAGAAAAAUAAAUUUCUAGUCACCAUGACUUGGAUUCAAGCUACCAACGCAAGAGUUGCCCGCUCUGCGGUGGGCAAAUACUUCCGCCUUGAAGGCAGUGGCCAUGCCAGGGAGCGACAGCAAAGUUAUUUCUUCACAGAAAUCCGCGCCGGUCUUGCCACCUUCUUUGCUAUGGCGUACAUCAUCUCCGUCAACGCUUCCAUCCUCUCUCAAAGUGGAGGCACCUGUGUUUGUCCUCCUACGAGUACAGAUGCGUGCGACAGCGACCCUGAGUAUAUGCUGUGCGUCCAAGAAAUCAACAGGGAUCUUGUGACUGCCACCGCUGCCAUCGCUGCAUUGACUUCCUUCUGCAUGGGACUUUUCGCCAACAUGCCUAUCGCCCUGGCUCCUGGAAUGGGGCUGAACGCCUACUUCGCCUUUACUGUCGUCGGAUACCACGGAACGGGAAUGGUACCGUAUUCGGUCGCACUGACGGCCGUUUUCGUGGAAGGCUUUGCAUUUGUUGCCUUGACCCUUUUCGGAAUCCGCCAAUGGCUCGCCCGAGCCAUUCCGGCAUCCAUCAAGCUUGCAACUGGAGUUGGAAUUGGCCUCUACCUUACCAUUAUUGGUCUUACGUACAGCGCCGGUAUUGGCUUGAUCACAGGAGCAAAGGCUACGCCUCUGGAACUUGCAGGAUGCGAGCCCCAAUUUAUCGAUGAAUUGACUGGCGCCUGCCCGGGAAGCCACAAGAUGCGCAACCCUACCAUGUGGAUCGGCAUCUUCUGUGGCGGUGUCUUCACUGUCAUGCUCAUGAUGUACCGUGUCAAGGGCGCCAUCAUCGCGGGUAUCUUGCUCGUUUCGAUCAUUUCGUGGCCUCGCUCGACCCCCGUCACCUACUUCCCUCACGACCAGCUCGGUGAUUCCGCCUUCGACUUCUUCAAGAAGGUCGUCACCUUCCGCCCGAUCGAGAAAGUCCUGGUUGCUCAAGAGUGGGAUGUCUCAAAGUUUGGUGGACAGUUCGGUUUGGCGUUCAUCACGUUCCUUUACGUCGAUAUUCUUGACUGCACGGGUACCAUGUACUCCAUGGCCCGAUUCUGCGGCGCCAUCGACGAGCGAACCCAGGAUUUUGAGAACAGUUCCAUCGCCUACAUGAUCGAUGCCAUGGGUGUCACGAUCGGCAGUCUGUUCGGCACGUCGCCCGUCACCGCGUACAUCGAAUCCGGUGCUGGUAUCUCCGAGGGCGGCAAGACAGGACUCACAGCCAUGGUCACCGGACUCGCAUUCUUCAUCGCCGUCUUCUUCGCGCCCAUCUUCGCCUCCAUCCCGCCCUGGGCCACCGGCUGCACCCUGGUCAUCGUCGGAUCACUCAUGGCCCAGGCCGCCAAGGACAUCAACUGGAGGUACAUGGGCGACGCGAUCCCGGCCUUCCUCACCAUCGCCGUCAUGCCCUUCACAUACAGCAUCGCGUACGGCCUGAUCGCAGGUAUCAUGUCCUACAUCCUCAUUAACACGCUCGUCUACAUCGUCGAGAAGGCCUCCGGCGGCCGCAUCGUGCCCCCCAACAAGGACGAGAAGGAGCCCUGGACCUGGCACAUCCCCGGCGGCAUCCUGCCACCCUGGAUGCAGCGCAUCCGCAAGGGCAAGCGCGACUUCUGGCGCUCCGACGAGUACGAUGAUGGCGUCCCCGAGAGGCAGCCCAGGAAGAGCGACAGCGAGAGCGCGGAGCAGGCUCCCACGUCGUAUCCCGAAAAGACCCUCGAUGAGACCAAGGGACCUCAAAAGCUUGCAUAAGCGGGUGGAGGACGGAUGGGUGGACCGGCGGGAAAGGGCCCGUUCGGUGUCACCGUAGGGAAGACUUUUUGAUUUCGUUGUAUAGUAAACAUUCUGGGUAAUUGGGAUAAAAGGGGUGCAUAUGGGAAAUGGGAGGUUUCGCUCGCAUGGUUAUUGUUGCUGUUGUUGCCCCUUGGUGGAAAGGGGCGCUAUAUCACUUGGUGCGGAUGGAUUGGAAGGUCGUCGUCGUCGUCGACGUCCCCGUUUAGACUCACAACUUCACUGUCGAGAUUCGGAUUCGGGACGCGGUGUGCGUGUGCAAGGUACAUAUAUCCGUACAUACACGUCGCUGUAGUACAGUAGUACAUUCGCUAUCUAAUCGAAACAAGUAACUACAUUUUACAC